Toxorhynchites rutilus septentrionalis is the source of this 4469-nucleotide messenger RNA. Its product is annotated as protein artichoke-like. The coding region runs from base 50 to 3346 and encodes 1098 amino acids. NCBI's taxonomy places the organism in Eukaryota, Metazoa, Arthropoda, Insecta, Diptera, Culicidae. The transcript has 2 exons. The record is from RefSeq and is a predicted model, not a curated record. Gene Ontology annotation, molecular function: protein binding.
GAAUAUGUCGGCGGUGUAACAGCAGAAUCAAAACAAUUCACUAGUCCACAUGAUCACAAUGCGCAGAAGAUGCAUAACGCUGGUAUUGACAGUGAUCUAUCUACUGGGUGAAGAUGCCUUAGCCGAUCACGACAAUACAACCGAUUUAUCCGGUUGCAUCGAAGGAGAUGGAUAUCAGUUCGAUCAGCUUCAAUUCGCGGACGAUGACAAUACCACCUUCGAUUGGUUGACGCUCACGGGAACGCCGCAAUCGACGCUGAGUGCAGGAGUUCUCAGAUGCUUUCCCGAGCUGAAAGAACUCACCAUUACGAACAGUGAGCUCACAGCUAUCGAACAGGAUGCCUUCCAGAUAGUACCCCUGCUGUGGACGCUAAACAUCAGCAGAAACAUGUUGAGUACACUGCUGGAUGAUGGGAGACCAGUGUUCCGGGAAUUGCGUCAUCUACACCGGCUUGAUUUGAGCCACAAUCGAUUAGGUGUGCUUCAACCGAACGUUUUUCGUGGUUUGCGCAAUCUGACGGAGUUGAUCAUCGCGAAUAAUGACUUGAAAACGAUGCACACCAGGACAUUCGAUGGGCUCGUCAAUCUCAAAGCUCUGGAUAUGUCACAGAACAAAAUAGACUCUCUUCCGGGAGGAAUGUGGUUGCACAGCCGUCAAUUGAAGGCUCUGUCUUUGCGGGGAAAUGAAAUUAGAUAUUUGAGUUGUAGAACAUUCAGAGGCUUGAGAAGUUUAGAGGAGUUGGAUUUGAGUGAUAACAAGAUUUCGAGUUUACCGCUCAAUAUCCAAUCGCUGGCUCAACUAAGGGUAUUACUCCUCAACGGGAACAGUCUCGAAGUGCUCCCAGAUACGAUAUUCAAAUCUUUUGGUGGAUUGGAGUACUUGAACAUUGCUGAAAACAAACUGUCAAAACUUCAAGAAGCUAUGUUCAGUCCGCUGACACAAUUGAAAAUUCUCAAAGCCCAAGCCAACCGAAUUCGAACGAUUCCACCGAAGAUAUUCAAAUCCAACACGCUUCUGGAAGACAUCAGCUUUAGCAAUAAUCGAAUCAGCACAUUUCCGGAACGAGCAGUUGCCUUUUUGGACAAUUUAAAAACUUUAGAUCUAUCAAACAAUCGAUUAAGCUCCGAUUCCAGAUUUAGAACAUUUUCAAUAGAAUUCGCUAAAAACUGCAGUGUUAAUCUAUACCUUAAUGGAAAUCAAUUGGACAGACACAUUAUCCGUGGUAAUAUCAGCUUCCUGUCGUUGUCACACAACAAUCUGAUGGAAAUCGCACGGAGCACUUUCGAUCGUAGCCAAAAUCUUCGUAACAUUUAUUUGGAUCAUAACUCAAUCAAUUAUAUCGCGACGGGUGCUUUCUCUGAUGCUACACAACUUCAAGAGCUCACUCUCAGUAACAACCCGAUAAGACGGCUAGAACCAAACAUUUUCCAGUCCCUCGAAACGCUGAGAUUCCUAGGAUUAGACUACAUCGGUAUCGAUGACCUACCGGUCGGUUUGUUAGCUUCACAAAGCAAACUUGCCACACUCCGACUGGGACAUAACUUAUUGAAAAGACUCCCGGAAAACAUUUUCCGUGGGCUCAGAGAACUACAAUAUCUUGGUUUGGAAAACAACCAAAUUGGUAGCAUACCCGUCAAUUUAUUCUACAACAUGUCAUCUCUGCAGAAUUUAUAUCUUCACGACAACGAACUUGUUCAUUUGGAUGACGAUGUGUUCGAUGGUUUGGUUCAGUUGGAACUGCUGGCACUGCAUAAUAAUCGUAUCUGGGAGAUUAACGACCGUGUGUUCAAUAAAUUGCAGCAUCUAGAAAGAGUUGGUCUUCACAACAACAGUAUUCACACAAUUGCGUCAGGAGCGUUCCGGGGACUCACACUGCUGACGGUGAUACAUUUGUACGAUAACAUGAUCAGGGAACUCCCCGGAGAUAUUUUUGCAGAUAACUCAUUGCUGGAGGAGGUAGUCAUCAGAAAUAAUCUGAUAUCGGAGAUAUCGCGGAAUACGUUCAGUAACUUAACAAAAAUGAGAAUUUUGGAUCUGUCCAGGAACAGAAUUACUAAAAUUGAGCCUUUGUCGUUCCAACACUGUGAACAGCUGCAGGAACUGUGGCUUGGUGGCAAUAAGAUACGGGUAAUCAGUGCCACCGCGUUGGUUGGAAUAUCUAAACUGACAAUGCUGGACCUCAGCGGAAACAAACUGUCAACAAUAAAAAACGGAACUUUCCAGAGCUUAGGUUUGCUGAAAAGUUUGUAUCUAGGUAACAAUCAUCUGAAUGAAUUACAGGCGUCCCAUUUCAACCGUUUAGUUAGCCUGCAAGUUUUGUCAUUGUUUAACAACAACAUCAAAUCGCUACCCAAUGGACUGUUCGUCAACAACUGGCUCAUGGAGGAACUUUAUCUGGACGCGAAUCAAAUAUCGGAUCUUGCACCGAAAGCGUUCACCGGAUUGGAUAACUUGAGCAUAUUGUAUCUCUCCUGGAACAACAUAACCCAACUGCCCAGGGGUAUAUUCAACCCCCUCUUUUCACUCACCGAGUUGAAAUUGGAUGGGAAUCACCUGAGCGAAAUUCAAGCCGCUCUCUUGUUACACCAAACUUGGCUAGAGUUCCUGUCACUUUCAGACAACCAAUUAUCCUCGCUACCGGACGACCUGCUAGACAGUAGUAAGCAGCUCAAAAUCCUUGAACUCUUCAACAAUCAGCUCGAGCAAAUUUCGGACAAUCUUCUUACCCCCGUUGGGGACUUGGAAGAGCUUUACCUUGAGAACAACUGCAUCAAGGAGCUUCCGGAGCACGUUUUCGCUAAGAAUUCUCGGAUCAAAACCCUAAACGUUGCUGGCAAUGGGUUAUCCUCGUUCGACAUCUCGAGAACACCUUUCUACGAAGGCAUUCAAGUGUUUGAUGUUCAGCUCAAUCGACUUGAAAUCAUUCAAAUCCCCCGAAAUUUGAUCAAACUCUUCGCUCAGAAUAACGCCAUAAACACGGUUUUCAUAGAGCAGGCACCGCAUCAUAGCAUGGAAAUCCUAAACCUAGCGGGCAACAACCUCACUCGGAUGGAUAAAAUUUUUAAACUAAACCGUUUAACGACGCUGAAUCUAGCCGGGAACGAUUUCGUGGUUUUGGAUAUGGGUCGUUUGCACAAACUACCAAAUUUGGUCAGCUUCAACAUAUCGGCUGCAGGGAUUCGAGUUCUUAGCGGAAGACUUCGUAAACCGCACACAGCACUCGUCGCGCUCGAUUUGUCCGGCAACCGAAUUCCCAAAAUUCGAAAUUCGACAAUUGGGAUGUUUUUUCCCGCCUUACGACAACUGGAGGUGAAAGGGAAUCCUUUUGUGGAUGAAGAUGAUUGAGUCAUAAUUUGGAACUGCUUGGAAGGGCAAAAGCUUUGUGAGAAAAGACAGAGAUAAUUAUAUGAUAUUGUAACGUAUUUAAUAUAAUAUUGCUUUUAUCUAAAAUAUUUCAAAUUAUAUAUACAGCGCAGACUAGAUUAUAUUCAGUUCUCGAUUGCUUUUCACUGUAUAUAAUCGAGUCAAAAAAAUAUUUUUUUUUAUUUGUUUUUCGUACACAUAUUUUUCGUUUUUUUUUUUAUUAUAAAAGAAGAAUUUAAUUUUUGGUUCAUCCCCUUAAAGUCAUAGAACACUUUUUUCAUAUGAAAAAUCCUAAUUAUUUCAGGAGAUGAUAGAGGAUCAUAUUUGAUGAUAAAAAUCCUUCUACGCAUAUUUCGUUCUCGCAAUAGCCAAUUAACUUGCACUUUAACGUUGAUCCAUUUAAUUUUCAGUUGAAAUAAGUCAUAUUUGAAAUAUAAAAAAAAAACUCGAUCUGUAUAUAAUCGAGUCUAAAAAUGUAUAUUAUAUAACAUAUAACAUAUUAUUAUAUUCACAUAUAAUCGAAUCAUAUAUAAUCGAGUCUGUAUAUAAUCGAGUCCGACCUGUAAUAAGGAACCAAACAAUAAAACCGUAUCUUGAUAUUAAUCAUCAACAAUAAUCAUUGCAAACAGAAAUUAUUGGAUUUUAACGAAUAUCUCAAAGAAUGUCUUAUUCAUCGUGAACUUAUUUCUUUUGUCUUAUUUCAUCGUGAACAGGCACUUCAGUAUCCUGAUUAUUCAAUCAAGAAGCGGUAAAUAUUAGUUUUGGAGAUAUGUAUUAGAUAUGUGUUGGUUACUGAACAAGAAGGUAAAAUUUAACUCCUAUCAACCCCUCACUCGUAUGAUUUGCUGCAUGGGUUUUAUUCACUCCAACACAGAUCACAAACACAAGAAACACAAGAAUACAAAACAAAAUAGCACGGAAGUGAUAGGAGAAAGGAAGACAAAACAAGAAAUCAUAAGAAACAUAAAGGAAGAUGAAGGAUAGAAGGUUUAUAGAAGUAGAGUUGGAAGGAAUACGGCCAUUGGAACGGUCGAGAAAUUAAUGUCCAGUAAAAUAUUAUUGAAUUGUAAUAAAUUGUAAAUAAAGUUGAACUGUGAAAUGUAAA